Messenger RNA from Styela clava, 1312 nucleotides. The record is from RefSeq and is a predicted model, not a curated record. Lineage: Eukaryota; Metazoa; Chordata; Ascidiacea; Stolidobranchia; Styelidae.
AGAAUGAAGGAUUGAAAUAAAUAAAUAAUGACAAUGCAAAGUGCAACAGACAUUGUUAAAGCCGCUGAAGAAGGAGAGAUACGUUUGGUGGAGACGCUUCUGAAAAUGUAUCCAUCUCAGGUUGAUAUUCUUCAUAUGGGACACACAGCUUUACAUGCAGCUGCACGCAGUGGAAAUGUUGAUGUUAUGAAGACAUUGAUUCAUCAUAAUCCAAAACCAGAUCUUGAUUUCCCCGAUUCGAGAGACUGCACACCAUUGCAUUACGCUGUGAAAGGAAAUCAACCAGAUGCAGUGUUACUGCUAAUAAAAGCCGGUGCAAAUUUGAAAGAAGAAGAUGAUUGUGGACAAACUCCACCUGAUAUUGCUUUCAAUCAAAAGAUUAAAGAAUGCGUAAAAAUUUUCAUAGAUGAAGGAGUCACAUUCAAGUCAAUAGUUUCAACUUUUCAAAAUAAUACCUGUACACAUAGCCAUAAGCAAGAAUGUGGUAAAAAUGCUGGAAAGGAAGAAGAGGAACCUGUACAAUCUAAAUCAAAGGACCUCUGUAUGCAUUGUGGAGAGCGGGAUAAAUUUGUUAAAUUUGAACCAUGCGGCUGCAUUGUUUUAUGUUUUGAAUGUUCAUUCAUCAAUGCAGCAUGCAUGAACUGUGGAGAGCCCAUUGAAAAAUACACUUACACAGAAACCUCCGCAGCAAAUAAUUUAAUAAAAUAUAUCGGAUAUACAAGAAAAGAGAUUCCCAGAUUGAAUAGUCUACAUACAUGUCACAUUUGUGAAGAUGCUCCUAUAGAUGGUGUUUUGAACUGUGGACAUUUAAUGUGCAUUCAAUGCAUGAAAAAACAUAAAACUGAAAAAACAGGCGAACAUAAUCCCAGGCCACCUUGGAUUUGUCCUUAUUGUGUCAAGUCAUCAAGAUAUACGAGGUUGCAUGCAAACUGGCUAAACUGAUCUAAAUGCCAAUAUUUCAUAAGUUAUGUUCUAAUAUAUUAUGCAACAUGGUUUACAAUUAGAAACGAAGCAAUUGAUGAAAGAAACAAUCACUAAAUACUGUUGUUUUGUAUCUUUCGAUUCAUUUAAUUUGUUAACAAUCUUUCAGAAAGAGGUUUCUCAGAUUACCAAUUAGAUUGUAAAAUGAAGUGUAAAUUAAUAUUCCUAAACCAUCGAUACUGACAUGAGAUACCAAUUUGUUAUAAAUAUAUGAUUUCAUUUGCAAUGUCAUUUCCAGGGGUUUGAAUUCAAACUUUUCUGAAUUGUACUCAAACUUGAAAUGUACGUUGUUCUUUCUUUCAACUAAUAGUGUUAUAACUGUAUAUUUAGU